Messenger RNA from Prorocentrum cordatum, 1023 nucleotides. NCBI's taxonomy places the organism in Eukaryota, Dinophyceae, Prorocentrales, Prorocentraceae. The record is from the annotation of a GenBank genome assembly.
UCAGGCCCGAGGCCUCUUCCUCUUAGCGUUGCUUGGAACCCCUCAGGCGUGAGCCUCAUUCUCCUAGAACUUCUCUUCUCUCAGGCGGGAGCGUCCGCCGUGAGAGUUGCUGAUGUUUGCAAUUCAUCCCCGUUGCGUCCACAUGCUUCUCUUCUUCGUCUGCACCCUCAGUACCCAUUUUGGCUCACUUGCUGCCUCGACGCCUGCUCGCUGGGCAGCUGCCCGCCUCGCCCGCCGCAGGCCCGCGUCUCGCCAUGGGGCUUCCGCUUCCCCUGCUCGCGGUCCUUGCGCUGGCCGCCUCGCGGUGCCGUGCGGACAGCCAGUGCUCGGACGGGGGCGCCGAGCCUCAGGUGCACGACGUGGAGUCCGACGACGACGGCGCCUUUGCCCAGUUGCACACUGCGCGCCCUUCCUUUCCGGGUAUGCCCGGCGACGCACCGAGCGGUUCCUCGGCCUGCACGGCCGCGGUGGGGGGUGUAUGCUUCGGCGGCUCCAUGUGCUGCGGCGACAUUGGCCCAGGCGAUACCGCCGCCUCUUCAUGCAAGUGCUGCCCCAACGGGUGCCCAGGAAGCGACUCGACUGACGACGCCACCACCACGUCUCCGCCGCUGGACCCUUCCUCGGCAGGCGCGGGCGAGUGCCCCACCCUCGGCGCGAUCGACCUUCGACCCUCGACCGUGAUCAAUGACGCCAAGCUGAAGAAGGAAGGGAAGUGUGGGGCGGAUGGCUGCACCUGCUCGAAGACCGGUUACCUGAACAUCGGCGGCUGCCGUACUUGUUCGGCCUAUCGCUGAGGCCUGCGGCGGCUUGUCCCCCAAUCCAGUGUUUUGUGCAGUUGCCAGCAGAUCUUGCAAAUCUGUGGCCACGCGCCCAAUGUCACGGUUCACGUGCAUCGCUCGCGCUCGGGCAAGACAGUUCGUGUGCCAGCGCAGCGCGCUUUCAAGUGAGACGGACAAUUUCCCACAAUGAAGAGAGUCCCUGCUUCGUCUCCACUUCCCUCCUUGCGUCCAUUUGUGAGAGGAG